Mus musculus (house mouse) is the source of this 7285-nucleotide messenger RNA. RefSeq names its product KDM1 lysine (K)-specific demethylase 6B (gene Kdm6b). Lineage: Eukaryota; Metazoa; Chordata; Mammalia; Rodentia; Muridae. The record is from RefSeq and is a predicted model, not a curated record. Gene Ontology annotation, biological process: response to activity; response to fungicide; heart development. Gene Ontology annotation, molecular function: histone H3K27me2/H3K27me3 demethylase activity; chromatin binding. Gene Ontology annotation, cellular component: nucleoplasm; nucleus. The transcript is spliced from 23 exons. The coding region runs from base 2043 to 6971 and encodes 1642 amino acids.
GCCCCCUCUAUCGCCUGUGAAUGGUUUAUCCCUGUACUUCACUUGCCUCUCUACCACCUGAAAACCUCUCAGCCCCCACCCCAGUGCUGCCACUAACUCAUUUGCAGACUGAAGAAAGCUAGCCAGGGCUUGCCAGCUGAAUGUAGUUGUGAGAUAGCCCAGAGGAAUUUCUUGUGAAGGGGAAGGCAUUUCCCCCCAUUCGUGGAAAGGGUGCUUAGGAAUUGAUGUGAGGAGAUGUUACAAGCCACUGCCCUGAGCUAGCCCAUGUUACGGCCUCCUGCGUAUCGCCUCUGAGUGCUCCUCGGCCCAUUCUCUCUGUGGUGCACAGUAUCACCGUAGAUUUGCUUUGUGCACUUAACUCAGAACACCUGCUUUUCCUCAGACCUGCUGCUACUGGCAGCUCUCUUCCCGAGGCCCGCUUCAUCUCCCUAGUAGAAGGGAAUUUUCCCUAAGCCAGAAACCAAAGUUCUCGGAUUCCUCAUUGCUUUUCCCCAUUGCUCACUGGGUUUCUUGAGUAGGGCUAUUUUUUCCUAUCUGUCCUGUUUAGCGUGACAGUUCGCACAUUGAGGUGCCUUUGUAGAUUUGUGUUGAAUGAAUGUUUUAAGGGAAUGUCAUGCUUCACUGCCAAGAAACCUACGGCUUCUGAGAUCUGCUGCCUCCUACCCACACCUACCCUGGAGGAUGAGACACUUGGGAUAGUAACAGAGGAAGGCUGGUCUAGGAGGUAGCAGGCAAGGGUAAAACUGAGGGAGAACAGGCCAGAAGUAGUGUGGAAAAUGUAGCCCACGUGUCCGCUCAUUUCAGAAUGAUCUUGGUUGAGUUGUCGAGCCUUCCCCAGCCUGUUUCCUCGUUCCCAAAAUAGGGUAAUCAAGGCCCUCCUCUGCCAGGUUUUUGGGGAAGAGUUAAAAGGUCAAUGUAAAAGGUGUUUUUUUUUUUUUUGUUUGUUUGUUUUUUGUUUUUUUAAACACAGUGCCUACCAUUUGGUAAAUGAUAAGCACUUUGCAUCAUGAUAACUGCAGGAAGCUGUGAGGGUUCAAGUGAGGAUGUGGAGGAAUGGGGCUGAACCUGACUGAAGGCAGACAGAGUCCCAAAUAAUCGACUAAGCAGGACCACUGACCCAGUAAGUCAGGAUCCAGGGGGGUAAGGAGAAUCCCUCAAGCCUGGCUCCGACGUUCCCCUGGCUUUGAGAACGUGGAAGAAAGCACAGAAAGGCAUGUGCACAGACAGACACACGUGAUCGCCACAGUGCUGCAGAGGCAGACCCAGACAAAAGACUGAGACAGGAGCCAACCAGACACACAGACAAGAGACAGCCUAGCAGAGUCAUGUAGACAGGGAUAAUGACAGGAACGCGCCAGACACAGGCACAGAGGGAGACAAGAUGAGCAGAUAUGCAGGUGCAAACAGACACCAAGACCCACACACAGUCGACCCUGUUAGACUGAUUGGUGAACACAACGCCCAGUCAGAGGCAGACACAAACACCCGCAGUGACACAUAGCGGGCCAGCGCGCCGGGGCAAGCACUGUCACUUCUCGAUGGGGGCGGGGAGGGGCCGGCGGCGGGGGAAGGCUAGGGAAGGGAAUCCCGGGCGGGCGGCCUGCCCGGGUGGCUGAGUCACUGCGGAGCCCCAGCCCGCGGCCCUCCCUCUCCCACCGGCUCUCCCAGGUGAGAAGCGAGCCGGCAACUUAGUAGCUUUCCGCCAUGCAGAAAGAAGACUGUGAAGGAAUGGGACCCGCGGGGGUCGGUCCUGGAUCCGCCCCACCUUCGAGCCGGCUGUUACUGAGGCGGAGACAAGGGUGAUGAUUGGCUUUCUGUGGAUAGAGAAGUCUUGUGAUUGGCUAAAUUUCUGAAGCUCUUGAAGCUGUGAGAGGACGCUCCCACGGAGGCUGGAAUUGGUUGCAGAAGGCCAGAGACUGUCACCUGGAAACAGUGGGCACUAUUGUUAAGGGCAGUUGGAGCUGGACCAUCGUGCCAGAGAGCUGGGGCAGGGGGCCGUGCCCCAUCUCCAGGGCUCCUGGGGCCACUGCUGACCUGGCUGGAUGCAUCGGGCAGUGGACCCUCCAGGGGCCCGCUCUGCACGGGAAGCCUUUGCCCUUGGGGGCUUGAGCUGUGCUGGGGCUUGGAGCUCCUGCCCACCCCAUCCUCCUCCCCGAAGCUCAUGGCUGCCCGGAGGCAGAUGCUCUGCCAGCGUUGGGCAGCCCCCACUCUCAGCUCCUUUACCCCCAUCUCAUGGCAGUAGCUCCGGGCACCCUAACAAACCCUAUUAUGCUCCUGGGACACCCACCCCAAGACCCCUUCACGGGAAGUUGGAAUCCCUACAUGGCUGUGUCCAGGCAUUGCUCCGGGAGCCAGCGCAGCCAGGGUUGUGGGAACAGCUUGGACAGUUGUAUGAAUCAGAGCACGACAGUGAGGAAGCCGUAUGCUGCUACCAUAGGGCCCUUCGCUAUGGAGGAAGCUUCGCCGAGCUGGGACCCCGGAUUGGCCGCUUGCAGCAGGCCCAGCUCUGGAACUUUCAUGCCGGUUCCUGUCAGCACAGAGCCAAGGUCCUGCCUCCCCUGGAGCAAGUCUGGAAUUUGCUGCACCUUGAGCACAAACGGAACUAUGGGGCUAAGCGAGGGGGCCCUCCAGUGAAGAGAUCUGCUGAACCCCCCGUGGUCCAGCCUAUGCCUCCUGCAGCCCUCUCAGGCCCCUCAGGAGAGGAGGGCCUUAGCCCUGGAGGCAAGCGCAGGAGAGGCUGCAGCUCUGAACAGGCUGGCCUUCCCCCAGGUCUGCCACUCCCUCCACCACCCCCACCCCCACCGCCUCCACCACCACCACCACCCCCUCCACCACCACCGCUGCCUGGCCUGGCUAUUAGCCCCCCAUUUCAGCUGACUAAGCCAGGGCUGUGGAAUACCCUGCAUGGAGAUGCUUGGGGCCCCGAGCGCAAGGGUUCAGCGCCGCCAGAGCGCCAGGAGCAGCGGCACUCGAUGCCUCAUUCAUAUCCAUACCCAGCUCCCGCCUACUCCGCUCAUCCGCCCAGCCAUCGGCUGGUCCCCAACACACCCCUUGGUCCAGGUCCCCGACCCCCAGGAGCAGAGAGCCAUGGCUGCCUGCCUGCCACCCGUCCCCCCGGAAGUGACCUUAGAGAGAGCAGAGUUCAGAGGUCGCGGAUGGACUCCAGCGUUUCACCAGCAGCAUCUACCGCCUGCGUGCCUUACGCCCCUUCCCGGCCCCCUGGCCUCCCCGGCACCAGCAGCAGCAGCAGCAGCAGCAGUAGCAGUAACAACACUGGUCUUCGGGGUGUGGAGCCAAGCCCAGGCAUUCCUGGCGCUGACCAUUACCAAAACCCUGCGCUGGAGAUAUCCCCUCACCAGGCCCGCCUGGGUCCCUCCGCACACAGCAGUCGGAAACCAUUUUUGACGGCCCCUGCUGCCACGCCCCACUUAUCCCUACCCCCUGGGACCCCAUCAUCCCCUCCACCCCCAUGUCCUCGCCUCUUGCGCCCUCCACCGCCCCCUGCUUGGAUGAAGGGCUCAGCCUGCCGUGCAGCCCGAGAGGAUGGAGAGAUCUUAGGGGAGCUCUUCUUUGGUGCUGAGGGACCUCCCCGUCCUCCUCCCCCACCCCUUCCCCACCGUGAUGGCUUCUUGGGGCCUCCAAACCCCCGCUUUUCUGUGGGCACUCAGGAUUCGCAUAACCCUCCCAUUCCCCCAACCACCACCAGCAGCAGCAGCAGCAGCAACAGCCACAGCAGUAGUCCUACUGGGCCGGUGCCCUUUCCACCACCCUCCUAUCUGGCCAGAAGUAUAGACCCCCUCCCCAGGCCAUCCAGCCCAACCUUGAGCCCCCAGGACCCACCUCUUCCACCACUGACUCUUGCCCUGCCUCCAGCCCCUCCCUCCUCCUGCCACCAAAAUACCUCAGGAAGCUUCAGGCGCUCGGAGAGCCCCCGGCCCAGGGUCUCCUUCCCAAAGACCCCCGAGGUGGGGCAGGGGCCACCCCCAGGCCCUGUGAGUAAAGCCCCCCAGCCUGUGCCACCUGGGGUUGGAGAGCUGCCUGCCCGAGGCCCGAGGCUCUUUGAUUUCCCACCCACUCCGCUGGAGGACCAGUUUGAAGAGCCAGCCGAAUUCAAGAUCCUACCUGAUGGGCUGGCAAACAUCAUGAAGAUGCUGGAUGAAUCCAUUCGGAAGGAGGAGGAGCAGCAGCAGCAGCAGGAGGCAGGCGUGGCUCCCCCACCCCCACUCAAAGAGCCCUUUGCAUCUCUACAGCCUCCAUUUCCCAGUGACACAGCCCCAGCCACCACCACUGCUGCCCCCACCACCGCCACCACCACCACAACCACCACCACCACCACCACCCAAGAAGAGGAGAAGAAGCCACCACCAGCCCUACCACCACCACCGCCUCUAGCCAAGUUUCCUCCACCUCCCCAGCCACAGCCCCCACCACCUCCACCAGCCAGCCCAGCCAGCCUGCUCAAAUCGUUGGCCUCUGUUCUUGAGGGACAAAAGUACUGUUACCGGGGGACUGGAGCAGCCGUCUCAACCAGGCCCGGGUCCGUGCCCGCCACUCAGUAUUCCCCUAGUCCUGCAUCAGGUGCUACCGCCCCACCACCCACUUCAGUGGCCCCUAGUGCCCAGGGCUCCCCCAAGCCCUCGGUUUCCUCGUCAUCUCAGUUCUCUACCUCAGGCGGGCCUUGGGCCCGGGAGCACAGGGCGGGUGAAGAGCCAGCACCAGGCCCCGUGACCCCUGCCCAGUUGCCCCCACCUCUGCCGCUGCCCCCUGCUCGUUCUGAGUCUGAGGUGCUAGAAGAAAUCAGUCGGGCUUGUGAGACCCUUGUAGAGCGGGUGGGCCGGAGUGCCAUCAACCCAGUGGACACGGCAGACCCAGUGGACAGUGGGACUGAGCCACAGCCGCCGCCUGCGCAGGCCAAGGAGGAGAGUGGGGGGGUGGCGGUAGCAGCAGCAGGUCCAGGUAGUGGCAAGCGUCGUCAAAAGGAGCAUCGGCGGCACAGGCGGGCCUGUAGGGACAGUGUGGGUCGACGACCCCGCGAGGGGAGGGCCAAGGCCAAGGCCAAGGCUCCCAAAGAAAAAAGCCGAAGGGUGCUGGGGAACCUCGACUUGCAGAGUGAGGAGAUCCAGGGCCGGGAGAAGGCCCGGCCCGAUGUCGGUGGGGUUUCCAAAGUCAAGACACCCACAGCUCCAGCACCCCCGCCUGCUCCUGCACCCGCUGCUCAGCCAACACCCCCAUCAGCUCCUGUCCCUGGGAAGAAGACUCGUGAGGAGGCUCCGGGGCCUCCAGGUGUGAGCCGGGCAGAUAUGCUGAAGCUCCGGUCACUUAGUGAGGGGCCUCCCAAGGAGCUGAAGAUCAGGCUCAUCAAGGUGGAAAGUGGGGACAAGGAGACCUUUAUCGCCUCUGAGGUGGAAGAGCGGCGGCUGCGCAUGGCAGACCUCACCAUCAGCCACUGUGCCGCCGAUGUCAUGCGUGCCAGCAAGAAUGCCAAGGUGAAAGGGAAAUUCCGAGAGUCCUACCUGUCCCCUGCCCAGUCUGUGAAACCCAAGAUCAACACUGAGGAGAAGCUGCCCCGGGAAAAACUCAACCCCCCUACCCCCAGCAUCUAUUUGGAGAGCAAACGAGAUGCCUUCUCGCCGGUCCUGCUACAGUUCUGUACAGACCCCCGGAACCCCAUCACCGUCAUCAGGGGCCUGGCUGGUUCACUUCGGCUCAACUUAGGCCUUUUCUCCACCAAGACUCUGGUGGAGGCGAGCGGUGAACAUACGGUGGAGGUCCGUACCCAAGUACAGCAGCCCUCAGACGAGAACUGGGACCUGACAGGUACCAGACAAAUCUGGCCCUGUGAGAGCUCCCGUUCCCACACCACCAUCGCUAAAUACGCACAGUACCAGGCCUCGUCCUUCCAGGAGUCACUGCAGCAGGAGGAGAGGGAGAGUGAGGAUGAGGAAUCCGAGGAACCAGACAGCACUACAGGAACCUCUCCCAGCAGUGCACCGGACCCCAAGAACCAUCACAUCAUCAAGUUUGGCACUAACAUCGACCUGUCUGAUGCCAAGAGGUGGAAGCCACAGCUACAGGAGCUGCUGAAACUGCCCGCCUUCAUGCGGGUAACAUCCACAGGCAACAUGCUCAGCCACGUGGGCCACACCAUCCUGGGCAUGAACACCGUGCAGCUAUACAUGAAGGUCCCUGGCAGCCGAACGCCAGGCCACCAAGAGAAUAACAAUUUCUGCUCAGUCAACAUCAACAUUGGCCCUGGGGACUGCGAGUGGUUCGCGGUACAUGAGCACUAUUGGGAGACCAUCAGCGCCUUCUGCGACCGGCAUGGUGUGGACUACUUGACUGGUUCCUGGUGGCCAAUCUUGGAUGACCUCUAUGCGUCCAAUAUUCCUGUUUACCGCUUCGUGCAGCGCCCUGGAGACCUUGUGUGGAUUAAUGCAGGGACUGUACAUUGGGUGCAGGCUACCGGCUGGUGCAACAACAUUGCCUGGAACGUGGGGCCCCUCACCGCCUAUCAGUACCAGCUGGCCCUGGAGCGAUAUGAGUGGAACGAGGUGAAGAACGUCAAGUCCAUUGUGCCCAUGAUUCAUGUGUCCUGGAACGUCGCUCGAACGGUCAAGAUCAGCGAUCCUGACUUGUUCAAGAUGAUCAAGUUCUGCCUCCUGCAGUCAAUGAAGCACUGUCAGGUACAGCGGGAGAGCCUGGUGCGGGCAGGGAAGAAGAUCGCUUACCAAGGCCGUGUCAAAGACGAGCCUGCCUACUACUGCAACGAAUGCGACGUGGAGGUGUUCAACAUCCUGUUCGUUACAAGUGAGAAUGGCAGCCGAAACACGUACCUGGUGCACUGCGAGGGCUGUGCGCGCCGUCGCAGCGCGGGCCUACAGGGCGUGGUGGUGCUAGAGCAGUACCGCACGGAGGAGCUGGCGCAGGCCUACGAUGCCUUCACACUGGCUCCCGCCAGCACGUCUCGAUGAGGCCGGACGCCCCGCUCGCCCGCCCACGCUGGGCGCGGCGGGGCCACCAGCACACGCCUGGGCUGGACCUAGGUCCCGCCUCUGGCCGGGAAGGGGGUCGGGCCCAGCCCUUCCACCCUAUUGGCAGCUCCCCUCACUUAAUUUAUUAAGAAAAAAAAAAUGUUUUUUUUUUAACAAAUACGAGGAAAAAAAAAGGAAAAAAAAUGGGAGACGGGGAGGGGGCUGGCAGCCUCUCGCCCACCAGCGCCUCCCCUCACCGACUUUGGCCUUUCUAGCAACAGACACAAGGACCAGGCUCCGGCGGCGGCGGGGGU